AAGCCUAUUAGCAUGACCCGACCCACUUAAGCUUCGAAACAAGACACCUAAUAACUAGGGUUUCAUAACAGUUUAUGGUUAUUGCAGACCUUUUUGCUUUCAUCGCUUCUGCUUUGAAUUGAUCCGUAGUCAUGGCUACUAGACUUAUGUUUGAGAACUCUUGUGACGUUGGUGUAUUUUCCAAGGUCACUAACGCUUAUUGUUUGGUCGCAAUUGGAGGUUCUGAAAGCUUCUACAGCACAUUCGAGACUGAGUUAGCAGAUGUUAUUCCUGUGGUCAAAACAUCCAUUGGCGGCACUAGAAUUAUUGGGCGGCUUUGUGCUGGAAAUAAAAAGGGGCUUCUAUUGCCGCACACUACCACUGAUCAAGAGCUUCAACACUUAAGAAACAGUCUACCCGACCAAGUUGUUGUUCAGCGUAUUGAAGAGAGGCUAUCUGCCCUCGGGAAUUGCAUAGCUUGCAAUGACCAUGUUGCCCUUUCACACACUGAUCUUGACAAGGAAACUGAGGAAAUGAUUGCAGAUGUUCUUGGAGUAGAAGUGUUCAGGCAGACAAUUGCUGGUAACAUCCUUGUGGGUAGUUACUGUACCUUCUCUAAUAGAGGUGGCUUGGUUCACCCACAUACAUCCAUCGAAGACUUAGAUGAACUUUCAACACUCCUUCAAGUACCUUUGGUGGCUGGGACAGUGAACCGUGGAAGUGAAGUGAUCGCUGCUGGGUUGACUGUUAAUGACUGGACAGCAUUCUGUGGGUCAGACACCACAGCAACUGAACUCUCAGUUAUUGAGAGUGUUUUCAAGUUGAGGGAAGCUCAACCUAGUGCCAUUGUGGACGAGAUGAGGAAAUCAUUAAUUGACACCUAUGUCUAAGACUCUUAUACUUUCAUCACAGUCUUGUCCGAGUCUUUAUUUGUUUUUAUAAAGUUGAAUGAGUUAAAGACUUUAUUUAUUUGAUAAUAUCUCUUUUAUGCAAGAAUGUUGUAUAUCUUUAAGAAGCAUCUAAUUUUGGGCUGUCACCAUGAGGAGAUGUAUAUUUUCCCUUUGUUAUGCCUGUUAUACUUUGUUUUGUUGUGUAACUUGUGUUGGUUGAAAGUUGUAAUUUCUUCAGUGGCACUGGACAA
This is a messenger RNA of Pistacia vera, 1120 nucleotides long. Its product is annotated as eukaryotic translation initiation factor 6-2. Gene Ontology annotation, biological process: cytosolic ribosome assembly; maturation of 5.8S rRNA; ribosomal subunit export from nucleus. The transcript is spliced from 7 exons. The record is from RefSeq and is a predicted model, not a curated record. Gene Ontology annotation, molecular function: ribosomal large subunit binding. Bases 132 to 869 code for a protein of 245 amino acids. Gene Ontology annotation, cellular component: cytosol; preribosome, large subunit precursor; nucleolus. Lineage: Eukaryota; Viridiplantae; Streptophyta; Magnoliopsida; Sapindales; Anacardiaceae.